UCUUGCUCGCUCUACUCCCUUUAAAAUUACAGAUCGUUUUAACAUAAUUUAUCCAUAGUAAUGGUUAACGGUAACUGAGUAAAACGAGCAACUUCUUAAUCAAAUUUGCACACGACGAAGGCGAAAUUAUCAGUUUUUACCAUUCACUGGACAUCUAGGUUAGCGAGUUAGCUAUGCCGGAUACUUUUCAUCGCUCUGUUUGCGGAAUAAAAGUGGUGACUCACACAAAGCAGCGGAAGCUAUACAUUUAGCGUCCAGUUACAUGCGAGCUUGUGUUAUGACAGCUGGCUACAUAGGACGUUAGUGCUUUAAAGUAGUUAUAGCUACCGGCUAAUUACGGAAUUUAUCGUUGAUCAGUUGCGAGCCGCAUAUACUAUGGAUACUCGGUUUUAGCUGGUUAAAUUGCAAACGACAACCUUAUGUUAUGUGACGUCCUUCUUGGGUUUUCAAUGGGUUACCGGUGUGUGACGGAAAUACAUAACUUCGUACAAGUUAAAGUUAGACCCCAUGAAAUUGGAAAGAGACAUGUAAGCCAGGAAACUUUGUUCUAGGCUUAAGUCUGGACCUGCACCAUGUCCAAAGAGUCCUUCACUGAAGCCGGACUUCAAUUUGACGAGCUCAGUCGGAUGCGGGUUCUGGACCCCGAUGUGGCUCAAAGCACCAGCGAGCUGAAGACGGAAUGCAAGGAGUUUAUGGAGAAAAUCAGCCAGUUUCAGAAGGUGGUGAACGGACUAAUUAAGACAGUGGAUGAGCUGGCGAGGGAAGCGGAGACAGAAAAGAUGAAGGCAAUAGGAGCCAGAAACGUGCUGAAGUCAGUGGCCAAGCAGAGGGAGACCCAGCAACAGCAGAUUCAGGGUCUAAUUGCAGAAAAGAAGAUGCAGCUGGAGAGGUACCAAGUUGAGCAUGAGGCACUAUGCAAAGUGGAGUCGGAGCAAACAGAAUUCAUUAAUCAGUUUGUUCUCCAAAAAUGAGCCAUUCACAGAGGGACCCAACUUGAGGUUGUUCUGAAGCGGUCAUGGUACAAUCGCAGGGUGGCAAAAGCCUCCCCUACAAGAAGGAAUGGUACUACCCAUCAGAUGGGAAAUUCACAAGGUUCUGAGUCCAUGCAGAGGUACCAUGGUAGGAAUUUGUUCUAAUUUAUUCCAGGAACUUGUGGGCAGCUGUUCUGAUUGGAUGUAAGAAUAAUUCUUAAUCAACAUGAGUGUUACUUCUGCUUAAAUAAACCGGUUCCAGCCUUUAAUGUUUUUAAAGUAAUUUACAGUUUAUCCACAAUUGCUAUUUAUCUACAAAUGAGUGCAUGGUAUUUAUACUAUUUAUACCAAAAAGACAGUUCUGUAUUUAUAGUAAAAUAAAUGUAAAAGUGGUCCGAUGUAAUGUUUUAAUAAUGUAUUUUACAUGACCAGAGCAAACUAUGCUCUAUAACGUCUAGCUUUCUAGAAGCCUGUUCAUAUUUGUGUGUGUUGAUCAUUGGGACCAAAGGUGUAGUGAUUUUGAUGUUUUUGUUAAAGGUGCUUUGAUAUUUUAUGAGUUAAAGAAUUUUUAAUCAGUUUAUGAAUGAAAUUCAUAAAAAUAUACCAAAGUAGUAAGAUGAUGAUGUUUGAAUAAUGGGCUGAGUGUAUGUAUGUAUACGUGUAUAUGUGUAUGUAUAGACACACAAAUGCACAAGAUACUGCAUUUGUGUGUAUAUAUCUACAAGUAUUCAAAUAUAAAAAGUAAUCAACAAGAA
Messenger RNA from Paramormyrops kingsleyae, 1726 nucleotides. NCBI's taxonomy places the organism in Eukaryota, Metazoa, Chordata, Actinopteri, Osteoglossiformes, Mormyridae. The record is from RefSeq and is a predicted model, not a curated record.